ACCAAAUACUGCUCCGCGUUGGGCUCGCCGCAUCAGCUGUUUCAUAUUGUCAUGAUAAGAAGACAUUUGGCACGGGCAUUUUAUUUUCAGAAAUAUGGCAACCAGGAAACCACCAGGAAAGGGAUCUCUCAAAUAUCCUGUCUUUGUGUUUCCAUCAAGUCUGAAUUUUUACUUGGAUGACCCAGCCAGCUUGAAGCAAGUGGUCACUCUCUACAACCCAUAUGAUAUUGGCAUCACAUUCAAAGUGUACGCCAACCAGCCGGCCAAGUACAAGGUGGUGGACCCGGUGGGCUCCAUCAAGGCCAAGUGCUGCCUGGACAUCGUGGUGCGCCACACCAGCCCCAGCGUGCAGUCGGUCAACGUCACCGACAAGUUCCGCGUGGACAUCGUCGAGUUUGGCCACAAGGAGCUGAUCGGCCGGACUUACCUGCCGUCCACGCUGCUGCCGGGCCGACCGCCGGCCGAGGAACACGAGGAGCUGGAGCAGGAGCGCGAGGGCUUCCACUCGGUGGUGCAGGAGCGUAGGGGCGCCGACACCAGGCCGGCUCGCGAGCCGCCAGGCGGGUACGGUCUGGGCCAGGUGAGCCAGCACCACUGCCUGGUGGUGGCGGCGGCGCUGGUCUGCAUCGGCGCCCUGCUGCUGCCGACGGCCGGCGAGACGGCGCCCUCGCUCGUGCCGCCGCAGCUGCACAUCAGCUCUCAGGUGAAGCUGGCCUUCGCCUACGGCCUGGGCCUGCUGACCAUGGCGCUGCUGCGACCCGCCUGAUGGCCCGGCCGGCGGCGAGCGGCGUCCGGUGCCGGCGCGGCGCCGAUGGUGCAACCGGGAAACGGCGUCCGGCGGCGGACCGGGCCGGCUGAGGACGAGCGCUGGCCAGGGCUAGCGCAGUUGAAGAGCUCGGUGGCGACGGGGUCGGUAGCCGUGUACGGUGGCAGGGGUGUCAGGCGGUGGAGGGGUGGCGCCGCGCGCCCGCCGAAAACGGCGGCGUCGGGGUCGGAGGCGGGACGCUGAAUGUAAAAUAGAUUGUCUCAAUCACAAGAGGAGACGAGGAGCGGUAGGCGGAUCUCGUAACCUGGAUUGCUGGGGACGACGGACG
Pollicipes pollicipes is the source of this 1094-nucleotide messenger RNA. Its product is annotated as motile sperm domain-containing protein 1. Bases 95 to 766 code for a protein of 223 amino acids. The record is from RefSeq and is a predicted model, not a curated record. NCBI's taxonomy places the organism in Eukaryota, Metazoa, Arthropoda, Thecostraca, Pollicipedomorpha, Pollicipedidae. Gene Ontology annotation, cellular component: cytoplasm. The transcript is spliced from 5 exons.